AUGCCUAGAGUCCUCAGUUAUACUCCAGCAUGGCUUUCAAGACCAUCUCCCGGAUUCGACCUCUUUAACGCCGCAUCGCAACCUCAGAACCUCAAGUCGCAUAGCGCGAAUGAUGCAGCUGGUGGAAGAGCAUAUUGUCACCCUGACAGAAGCAUUGCGCGACGCAAUACAGAGAUAUUUGUGGCAGAUGGGAAACAAAUAAGAUGGGCAGAUUUGCCCUCAGUCAAAGAUCAAUGGCAAGCGCUGCAAGAGACUCCUUCGAAGAAACCGAGAUCAAAAGGGGCAUUAGAUACCGAUGAAGGAGAAGACGAGGAUGCGGCUGGAGAUGGAAGCUACAGGCUCCUGAAAGUCAGCGUGGGCUCGCCGAUACGACAGCUCUGCAUUUCUCCAAACCUGAACCUGAUGGCGAUCGCCACAUCUCAUACCGUCCAAAUCGCGAUCCUCCCUAAACCAGACUUAUUGAACGCCCAACAUAAUAGAGAACCUCUAAAGUUAAAGACUUACACCGUAGGCCCCACAACUCAUGUGUUGUUACAAUCACCUCUCGCAAGUAUACUAUGGCAUCCGCUUGGAGAACGUGGCAAUUGCCUUGUCACUGUCACAGAGGACGCAGUCAUCCGGCUUUGGGAAUUCAAUCCCGACAACAGGUGGUCAGCGGACAGACCUAAAGUCGCGUUGGACCUUAGGAAACUGGCAGUCGCAGAGUCAGAGCAGGACGAUGUAGCCCCGAAUAGAUCGAAUCGUAACAAAGUCUACACAUCGGAUGCGGCAGGCAUGGAUGUUGCCGCUUGUUGCUUCGGAGGUGCUGGCUAUGGAGACGAAACACCAUGGUCGUCUAUGACAUUAUGGGUUGCUAUGCAAGGGGGAGACAUCUACGCCAUUUGUCCCUUACUGCCUUCUAGCUUUCAGCCACCUACUGAUCUGAUACCAAUGUUGUCUGCGAAUAUUGUUGAAAACUGUGAUGCGAAAGAAGAGAGCCGCGAAGAGGAACCAUUCAUAUAUAAGCAAUAUCAGGCUCAGCUUCAAUGGAUGCACAAGCUUGACAACGAAGAGCCGAUAGUCAUCGACAGUGAUGAUGGACCCGUUGAAAUAUACAAGGAGCCUUCGCGGCAUGCUGCCAUCCCGAGAUUACAAGGACCAUUCCAAUUAUAUCCGGAAGACGUUGAGAUUGAUUUGGAUAUCACAGAUAUUCACGUCAUUCCUGCUAAAGCUAAAGUUGCCGAUGAGUUUCCAGAGGAUGCUGGGUCAGAUCUCGAUCCAGACGUAGGAGACGAUGACGACGCACUAUCAAACUCGUUGAUCUCUGUGGUCACAAACGAAGGACGAGUCUACAUCUGUCUGGACAUCGAAGGUGUUCAGGCGCAGUGGCUACCGGGUAGCCCAGCUUCCCCGGAAGAAAGCCCUCCGAUACCAUACCUGGUCGUCCUGGAAGGUUUAGAUACUCUCAAGCGUGAUGAGGGCUGCCAAUCAGAAUGGCCAACAUUCACUGAGGACGUUCUAUCUCGCUACUCGUUCUUCAUCACACACAGUCGAGGUGUCUACUAUUUCUCCCUCUCCCCCUGGCUUCAAAUGCUUGAAAAGGAGCUGCAAGCGUCGGAUUCUGAAGGUGUUCAAUUCCGCCUGUCGAUCCUCCGAAACAAUCUCAACACCCUUCGCGAACGCAUCCUCACUUUCCCCGAACCCACAGACUCUGAUAAACAACCCUUCAUUCCAGCCUGCCAAGUAUUUCAAGACUCAGAUCUGGGCUAUUUCCUCCUAACAACUUCAUCCUUCCGACCACAAGCCGCGAUCCUCGACCAACCACGAUCUCUCACCUCCGCCCUUACUCCAAAUUCCACGGACGAAGAUGACAUCGACGCCCUGCUCCCCCCCGCCAUCACCUACCCAGCCUACCAACCGUCCGCAGCCUUCUACACCCGCAAUACCCUCACCGACUUCCUCGACACCCACAUCCCCUCCCGCCACCGCACCCUAUCCAACCAGCCCAUCCGCCUCUCAGCCGCCACGCUCGACGGUAUGACAACAGCCCAUCGCGUGCUCUCGAAAGAAACUCACAACCUCGGUCUCGCGGCCGCAGACCUCUUCCGUAGAUGCCACCAGCUUCUCGAAGUCUUAAAACAUCAAGUCAUGCGAGCUCAGGAGUUGGGGGAGAGAGUCGACCACGUCACAGGCGAGGAUGAUGCUGAGGCCGAAGAAGAAGCAGACGGGACUAAGCGAAAUAUCUCUCGUGCCCUCGAAACCCGCAUCCUCAGGACUAGAGAGAGGCAGGAACACCUCCAGGAACGAUGGGAGGAACUGAGGAGUAGAGUCCGCCAACUAGCGGGUGGGGAACUUGGACGCAGGGAAAGAGAGUGGGUGCAUGAGAUUCAGCGUGUUAGUCAGAAAAUCUUGGAGAAUGGGAAGGAUGGGCGAGAAGAGAGGGAGGACGGUGAAGUCUCCGACGCAGGUGAAGAGAGGGAGGAAGGCGAGGUGGUGGAUGAUGCUGAUCGCCAUGAGGGGAAGGAUGACGUUGACGGGGGGCAUAAGCCGGAGUUUUUGGAACGGUGGAGGGAGGUGAGGAGGUUGAAGGAGGAGUUGGUCGUGCAGGCGAAGGAGGUUGGAGGGGAUGCUGAGGGUGGAGAUGAGGAUGGGGGAAAGGGGCACGGUGAUGGAGAAGUCGAUGGGGAUGGCAAUGGAGAGGGGGAGACACAGAUCCCGCCUGAGUAUAGGAAGAAGAAAAUGUUGGAGGUGAGGAAGAUGUUGGAAAAGGAGACGAUGCUUGUGAAUGAGGCCCAGGCGAAGUUGGAACGAUUGGGGAUUGCAGGGCCCGUUUUGUGA
Messenger RNA from Bacidia gigantensis, 2817 nucleotides. RefSeq lists its product as uncharacterized. Lineage: Eukaryota; Fungi; Ascomycota; Lecanoromycetes; Lecanorales; Ramalinaceae. Gene Ontology annotation, cellular component: nuclear pore. Gene Ontology annotation, molecular function: protein binding; structural constituent of nuclear pore. The coding region runs from base 1 to 2817 and encodes 938 amino acids. Gene Ontology annotation, biological process: ribosomal large subunit export from nucleus; mRNA export from nucleus; protein import into nucleus. The record is from RefSeq and is a predicted model, not a curated record. The transcript has 2 exons.